Peromyscus eremicus (cactus mouse) is the source of this 1144-nucleotide messenger RNA. It is a transcript of the gene Aasdhppt, whose product is annotated as aminoadipate-semialdehyde dehydrogenase-phosphopantetheinyl transferase. The transcript is spliced from 6 exons. The record is from RefSeq and is a predicted model, not a curated record. Gene Ontology annotation, cellular component: cytosol. Gene Ontology annotation, molecular function: holo-[acyl-carrier-protein] synthase activity; magnesium ion binding. The coding region runs from base 89 to 1018 and encodes 309 amino acids. Lineage: Eukaryota; Metazoa; Chordata; Mammalia; Rodentia; Cricetidae.
GGUGGAGCCCAGUUCGCGCAGACUCUCGGGGGAAGGGGGCGUGGCUACGGUCGGGCCUGCCUGAAGAGCUGCGGUCUGUUCGAGGCGCAUGGUGUUCCCGGCUAAGAGACUGUGUAUGGUGCCGUCCAUGGAGGGCGUUCGCUGGGCCUUCUCCUGCGGCACCUGGCUGCCGAGUCGAGCCGAAUGGCUGCUGGCGGUGCGGUCGAUCCAGCCUGAGGAGAAGGAGCGCAUCGGCCAGUUCGUGUUUGCCCGCGACGCCAAGGCGGCCAUGGCUGGUCGUCUGAUGAUAAGGAAAUUAGUUGCAGAGAAAUUGAAUAUCCCUUGGGAUCAUAUUCGUCUGCAAAGAACUUCAAAAGGAAAGCCGGUUCUUGCAAAAGACUCAUUGAAUCCCUAUCCCAAUUUCAACUUUAACAUCUCUCAUCAAGGAGACUAUGCAGUUCUUGCUGCAGAACCUGAGCUACAAGUUGGCAUUGAUAUAAUGAAGACUAGUUUUCCAGGUCGUGGUUCAAUUCCAGAAUUCUUUCAUAUUAUGAAAAGAAAGUUUACCAACAAGGAGUGGGAAACAAUCAGAAGUUUUAAUGAUGAAUGGACUCAGCUGGAUAUGUUUUACCGGCAUUGGGCACUGAAGGAAAGCUUCAUAAAAGCCAUUGGUGUUGGAUUGGGAUUUGAAAUGCAGCGGCUUGAAUUUGAUAUAUCUCCAUUAAACUUGGAUAUAGGCCAGGUUUAUAAGGAAACACGUUUGUUCUUAGAUGGGGAAGAAGAAAAAGAAUGGGCUUUUGAGGAAAGCAAAAUAGAUGAGCACCAUUUUGUUGCAGUGGCUGUUAGGAGACCUGAUGGAUCUAGACAACAAAAUGUUUCAUAUCAAGAUGACUCUAAACCAUCGCAGAGGCAGUUUACCAUUCUUAACUUUAAUGAUUUGAUAGCAUCUGCUAUUCCUAUGACACCUGAGGAUCCUUCAUUUUGGGACUGUUUUUGCUUCACAGAAGAAAUUCUAAUACGAAAUGGUACCAAGUCAUGAUAGAUUCCCUGAGUAAGGAAAAGAAAUGAAAAGGGCAAUCUUCUGUGUUCACUAAACUAAAAUGCUGGAUGUGCUCAGAUUUUAUUUAUCAAAAUAUUUUUAAGACCCAAAUGCUUUUUAAGACCA